AUGAACCUACGUGAGGUCGACCUGGGGCUCAUUGAGGAUAAGAUCGAACGGGUAUUUCGGGAAACAUACAACAAGUAUUUGUUGACAGAUGCGGGCACGUCGAGAUUGGUUCUGGUCAUCCCAUCUAUUAUGCCCCAUCCGUUACUGUCGUCAGUUUUGUCCACUCUCUUCAGCCGAUGGCGAUUUCCCAGCAUCACACUUCUUCCAAGCCCUGCAAUGGCCGCCAUUGCAGCAGGAGUUCGUUCGGCGUUAGUGAUAGACCUGGGAUGGGCUGAGACUACCGUGACCGGGAUUUACGAAUUUAGGGAGAUCGCGACCAAACGAAGUACAAGAGCCAUGCGAUCUCUGCUUCAGGAGACAGGAAAGAUGCUUACUCUAAUUGCGGGUGGCGGGAAAGAAUUGGAAGUAGACGAUAUUACGGUCGAUUUUGAAUACUGCGAGGAAAUAAUCAGCCGGUUUGCCUGGUGCAAACCUCAGGUAGAUGGCGGCGAUCACUUACCACCGGAUUCGCAAGGACCACCAACUUCGGAAGACGAACAGCCAACCUCCCAGCCGUCUGACUCAAUCAGCGAUAGAAUAGUCUCUAUUCCAUCUCCGUCGAAGCCCGGCUCGGCAUACAUCGAUCUUCCUUUCGGCAAACUCUCCGAGCCAGUGGAGAAGGUUUUCUUUGCCAAGGGGGUAACGGAGCGUGAUGUGGACGACGAGGAGAAAGCCAUACCCCUGUUGGUGUACCUUACGCUUUUAGCUUUACCGCCUGAUAUUCGUGGUACCUGUAUGUCACGAAUUGUUUUUGUCGGUGGAGGCUCUCAGAUACCCGGAAUCCGGAGGCGAGUACUCAACGAGGUGUCAGCCAUGGUCAAGAUGUAUGGUUGGGAUCCUGUUCGAGGUGAGGCGUCCCUUAAGGCAGGGCAAAAACGGCUGGCCUUGCGGUCCCAGAAACAGGCAACUUCCGGGAAUGAUAGCGAAGACUCUGCUGCGCCGCCCUCGGAACCUCUGACCAACCCUGAUACUCGCCCUCGAGGGGGCGGCGAACCCGAAGAGGAGGUGGAUUUUGUCGAGCAGAAGCUACGGCGCAACAAUAAAGAUAAGGAUUUGAAACCCCAGGUGCAAGGCGUACUGCGCGAGGUGGAGUCACUCGGCCCCUGGGCUGGAGCUAGCCUGGUGGCGAGCCUGAAGAUCAGGGGACAGGUCGAGGUCGAGCGGGAGAAGUAUCUUCAACAUGGUCUUGCUGGCGCGACCCGGGACUUGGAAUAUGCCCACGCUCCAGACCGGCGUUCUGGUCUGCGGUCGGGAGGAGAUCGAUCGAGCUGGACAUUAGCAGGCUGGGGGUGA
Molecule: messenger RNA, 1332 nt
Organism: Aspergillus clavatus NRRL 1
Lineage: Eukaryota; Fungi; Ascomycota; Eurotiomycetes; Eurotiales; Aspergillaceae
Product: putative actin-related protein RO7
Exons: 1
Coding region: 1-1332 (443 amino acids)
Biological process (GO): microtubule-based movement
Source: RefSeq, a predicted model, not a curated record